CGUAUGUGAGUCGUGACGUAUAGUCAUCGUGGUAUUGUCAAAGGCUACACUGACUGCGGAAGGCUUUCCAGCAAGAUUUGUUGCGACAUCCUUGAAAUUCAUAUUUAGUUAGUAAUUACUUUGGAAAACUCAUUCGCAAUAGCCCACACUAUUGCAGGAAAGCACACGCUACCAUGGAUCACAUUUGGCAUCCUCAACUGUGACUUGGACGUCUGCCAUCAUUGCAUUGGAGUUAGCUAGUUAGCUUGCUAAUGCUAUCUAGCUAGGUGAUAUUGCAGCACGUUGAGAUUCUUGAAACUUGAGGCCCUCUUGUCAAGUACAGUACCAUGGCUCCCAAAGACAUCAUGACCAACUCCCAUGCCAAAUCCAUCCUCAAUGCCAUGAACGCACUUCGUAAGAGCAACACACUCUGUGACAUCACAUUGAGAGUGGAGAAUACUGACUUUCCUGUGCACCGCAUUGUCCUGGCAGCCUGCAGUGACUACUUCUGCGCCAUGUUCACCAGCGAGCUGUCAGAGAAAGGGCAAUCCUUCGUAGACAUUCAGGGGUUGACUGCGUCCACCAUGGAGAUCCUGCUGGACUUUGUUUACACAGAGACAGUCCUGGUCACAGUGGAGAAUGUCCAGGAACUGCUUCCUGCUGCCUGUCUGCUGCAGCUCAAAGGAGUGAAAAGAGCAUGUUGUGACUUUCUGGAUAGUCAGCUUGAUCCCACAAACUGCCUGGGCAUUCGGGACUUUGCUGAGACCCACAAUUGCCUUGACCUGAUGCAGGCCGCUGAGCUCUUCUCUCAGAAGCACUUCCCUGAGGUUGUUCAACAUGAGGAGUUUAUGCUGCUCUGCCAGAACGAGGUUGAUAAACUAGUUAAAUGCGAUGAAAUCCAGGUGGACUCAGAGGAGCCUGUAUUCGAGGCAGUGUUGAAUUGGGUUAAACACAAUAGGAAAGAGAGGGAGACGUAUUUAUCGGAGAUGCUGGAGCAUGUGCGGAUGCCUUUGCUCACUCCACGCUAUAUCACAGACGUUAUCGACUCAGAGCCCCUCAUUCGAUGCAGUCUUCCCUGUCGAGACCUUGUGGAUGAGGCCAAGAAAUUUCACCUUAGACCUGAGCUGAGGAGUGAGAUGCAGGGGCCACGCACCCAAGCCAGAUUAGGUGCCAAGGAGGUCCUGCUCGUUAUUGGAGGAUUCGGCAGUCAACAAUCCCCUAUAGAUAUUGUUGAGAAGUAUGAUCCUAAAACUCAGGAGUGGAGCUUUUUACCUAACAUUGCUCGGAAAAGGCGUUACGUGGCUACCGUGUCCCUCAAUGACCGCGUGUAUGUGAUUGGCGGCUACGAUGGUCGAUCGCGGCUUAGCUCGGUGGAGUGCUUGGACUACACGGCCGACGAGGAUGGUAUCUGGUACAACGUCGCCACUAUGAAUGUACGGCGGGGCCUUGCCGGAGCGACAACACUCGGAGAUAUGAUCUAUGUUGCUGGAGGCUUUGAUGGUAGUCGCCGUCACACCAGCAUGGAACGAUAUGACCCCAAUAUUGACCAGUGGAGUAUGCUGGGGGACAUGCAGACAGCCAGGGAAGGGGCUGGCCUGGUGGUGGCUAGUGGACUCAUAUACUGUCUAGGUGGGUACGAUGGAUUGAACAUCCUCAAUUCAGUGGAACGGUAUGACCCUCAUACAGGACACUGGACUAAUGUUACCCCCAUGGCUACCAAACGCUCAGGGGCCAGUGUAGCCUUGCUCAACGACCACAUCUAUGUGGUGGGAGGCUUCGAUGGAACGGCGCAUCUUGACUCUGUGGAGUUUUACAACAUUAGGACAGACUAUUGGACCACGGUAGCCAGUAUGACCACUCCCCGCUGCUACGUGGGAGCUACUGUCCUCCGAGGACGACUCUACGCCAUAGCUGGGUAUGAUGGAAACUCCCUUCUGAGCAGUAUCGAGUGUUACGACCCAGUGAUUGACAACUGGGAGGUGGUCACCUCCAUGGCCACACAGCGCUGCGAUGCAGGAGUGUGUGUCCUGCGAGAGAAGUGAGAUUUACCUCAGAAAAGUCGGAUGAAGCGGAAGAGGGCAGGCAGCUAGUCCUGAAUUUGAUAUUUUUGUGCCACUACUAUGGAGUGACACAGGGAUCACUCACUUGCAGCCAGUGUGCUAUAUGCCCUCUCCGAAGUCUCUUGAUUGAUUAUUUAUCAGACUUUCUCAUCUGAGUUUGGUUACUUCUAUGGGAAAACCCUUGGCAUUCAAUGGAUAAGGGACAGGGGGUGUAUAACAGAGAUGAGUUAUUUCAGUCUCCUCAUCAACAGUUGUGGCAUCCAAGAAGACAUCAAUCCCAACCCACUCGAUCGCAUGACACUCUUUUAGUGGUUCCCGUUGUAGUGGUUACCUGUGAGGUACAUUUUUGACUCAUCUUUUAAAGUGCAAUAUAUUUCUCUACUUCUGUUAUGAACCAUGGAGCAGAAGAAACACAAGAGACUCCAGUUUGCUGCUGCUAUAUGCCUUAUGCCCCUGUGGCCCACAUUGAACCUAACAACCAUGAUGCCUCAUUUGGACUGUGAUGAUUGUUGUCAUACCAUCAAGUAUGAUGAUUAUUUAGCUUUUGCCAGGUUAUCAAUUAGAAAACCCUUUGUAGAAUUUGUUAUUAUCUAAAGUGCUUUUAGAAACAAAUCACUUUUUGAAUAAUUGGUAUUUGCCUGACACAGUCAUUAUUUUCAAUGUAUCAAAGACAUUUUGAAAUGAAUUACAUUUUAGGGAAAGCGUUUCAUAAUCGCACAUGAUUCCUUGCUCUUUUGCUGUUCUGUCAUCUUUUCAAAAUCACUUUGUCCCCAGCGACAGACUGAAGAACACUGCUAAUAAAGCAAAAGAGCAAAACGUUUUUUUUGAUGUGUGUAUGGUGCAUGCAUUUGGCCACAGUGGAUUUGUUUGGACAAAAAAAAACUGACGUCUUUUGUUGUUACUUGAAAAGUGAAUAAACAUUGUGAUAAUUUA
This is a messenger RNA of Oncorhynchus gorbuscha (pink salmon), 2972 nucleotides long. Its product is annotated as kelch-like protein 12. The coding region runs from base 327 to 2021 and encodes 564 amino acids. The transcript has 12 exons. Gene Ontology annotation, molecular function: protein binding. Lineage: Eukaryota; Metazoa; Chordata; Actinopteri; Salmoniformes; Salmonidae. The record is from RefSeq and is a predicted model, not a curated record.